Dreissena polymorpha is the source of this 1178-nucleotide messenger RNA. RefSeq names its product delta-aminolevulinic acid dehydratase-like. Gene Ontology annotation, molecular function: zinc ion binding; porphobilinogen synthase activity. Gene Ontology annotation, biological process: heme biosynthetic process. The record is from RefSeq and is a predicted model, not a curated record. The coding region runs from base 2 to 1108 and encodes 368 amino acids. The transcript is spliced from 9 exons. NCBI's taxonomy places the organism in Eukaryota, Metazoa, Mollusca, Bivalvia, Myida, Dreissenidae. Gene Ontology annotation, cellular component: cytosol.
GAUGAUUGGUCGAUCGAGUUUGACAGGUAGUAGUUGGGAUUCCGACGUGGACGUAAGCAAGACCAGAUGUAAACAAAUUGUCGCUUUCUUUUUGAUAAAUAAAAUGUGUGAACACGUUAUUUUACACAGUGGAUAUCAUCACCCGGUUUUAAGAUCUUGGCAGUCGACGAACACGUCGAUAACUUCAGAAAAUCUCAUAUAUCCCAUUUUUGUCACUGACAAUGAUGACGCGGUUGAGGACAUCCCCAGCAUGCCAGGACAGGCGAGGUACGGCAUCAAUAAACUACGAGAGGCCCUAGCACCAGCAGUCAAAAACGGCCUUAAGACGGUCUUAAUAUUCGGAGUUCCAGGGAAAAUUUGUAAGGAUAACAAUGGUACAGGUGCUGACAUUCCAACUACGCCGACGCUGAUGGCCAUCAAGAUGCUACGCCAGUGGUUUCCCAACCUGCUUAUUGCAGCUGACGUUUGCUUGUGUCCCUACACGUGUCAUGGACAUUGCGGUGUACUGUUUGAAGAUGGCAGCAUCAACAAUGAGGCCAGUAUUGCCAGGCUGGCUGAGAUCAGUGUGAACUACGCCAAGGCUGGAUGCCACAUCAUCGCCCCGUCUGACAUGAUGGACGGUCGGAUAGGGGCCAUAAAGAAGGGUCUUGCAGAAAGCGGCUACGGCAGCAGAGUAUCAGUCAUGAGCUACAGUGCAAAGUUUGCCUCCAGCUUCUAUGGACCUUUCAGAGAUGCCGCAAAGUCUGCUCCAAGUUUUGGUGACAGGAAGUGCUACCAGCUGCCUCCGGGAUCUAUCGGCCUGGCAGAAAGGGCCGUGGACCGUGAUGUACAGGAGGGUGCCGACAUCCUGAUGGUGAAGCCAGGACUGGCAUACCUCGACGUUGUCAAGACAAUCAAGACCAAGUACCCCACCCACCCACUUGCCAUAUACCAGGUGUCCGGUGAGUUCGCCAUGUUGUACCACGGGGCCAAGGCAGGAGCCUUCAAUCUGCAGACGACACUUAUGGAGACCCUUCACAGCAUGCGCAGAGCAGGAGCUGACAUCAUCAUAUCUUACUUCACACCUCAGAUUCUUGAAUGGCAGAAGGAAGAAAGCAAACAGGCAUAGCCAGAAGCUCUUGCACACAUAUAUAUUAUGACAGUCCCCAGACAAAAUCUUAAUCACAUAUUUUAAGCCA